Messenger RNA from Sungouiella intermedia, 1089 nucleotides. The record is from the annotation of a GenBank genome assembly. NCBI's taxonomy places the organism in Eukaryota, Fungi, Ascomycota, Pichiomycetes, Serinales, Metschnikowiaceae.
AUGGAACGCCGCAAUGGCGACCCGCCCACCCAAAACUCGGCGUUGGUGGUGCUCUAUGUCUCCGGGUGGUACUUCUUUUCCAUGUCCAUUUCCGUGUACAACAAAUGGAUGUUCGGCAGAGGCCUCAACUUCCGUUUCCCACUCUUUGUCACCGCGUUCCACCAAACUUGUCUAUUCUGCAUGAGCACUUUGGUGUUAUAUUUCCGCCCACACCUCCGUCCCACCAUCAACAACGCCGGUCUGCGAUUCUGGGCCUCCCUAGCUAUCUCAGCCAAACUGUACCUGCGCCAGAUCAUGCCGUGUGCUGUAGCAUCUGCUGGAGAUAUUGGUUUGAGCAAUGUGUCGCUCGAAUACGUCUCCUUGUCGCUCUAUACCAUGCUCAAGACGUCCAGCUUGAUUUUCGUGCUCAUUUUUGGCCUUUUGUUCCGUCUCGAGGUUUUCAACUGGCGUCUUGUGGUCAUUGUCAUUGUUAUGAGUGGCUCAGUCAUCAUGAUGACCCGACCAUCCGACUCAGCUAAUAUGGUAGAUGACGACCAUCAACCUAUCGGAAUCGUGUUGAUUUUGGCUGCUUCGAUGGUUCUGGGCUUGCGUUGGUCUUUCACCCAACUUCUACUUAAAAAGAACGAGUACACUAAGCAUCCCAUGCUGACCAUUUUUUACAUCUCACCAUUCAUGACGCUAGUACUCUUAGUGUUUGCUUUGUUUGUCGAAGGUUGGGACGAGUUCAUGACCCUGCCAAUCUGGGAAGUCAAGGGAAAUUGGGGUACCAUCGGCCUCAUGAUUGUGCCGGGUUUUCUUGCAUUUAUGAUGACUCUUUGUGAGUUCCAGCUCCUCUCCGUGGCACAGGUGCUUACCUUGUCUAUUGCGGGCAUAUUCAAGGAGUUACUCACUAUAAUGCUUGGCUCAAUGAUUUUUGGUGAUACCUUGAGCGUUAUCAACUGCGUGGGAUUGGUGAUUACUUUCCUAGACAUACUUUGGUACAACUAUUACAGGUAUACGGAAAAGGACAAGUCCGAACUGGGAUAUGCCACUUUGCCGGACCAGGAGGAAUUGGGUCAGGGCGAAGCCAUAGAAUUAAAACAACACUAA